AUGCACCAAUGCAUAUUAGAGGCACACUACUUGGCGCAUGGUGUGGGGCUUUCUGCAACUAAGGUGGGUGACUUGAGGCAAAGCCGAAAGCAUGCUUUGGGGUGUAGUAGAAAGGUCCGAGGUAUUUCUAUACCUGGUAACACUGUUUCACACCCUUAUAUCCUGGAGGUUGCUGUAUGUUCGUUAGAAACUGUUCAUGCAAUUGGUUUUGCCUUUGAUUUUAAAUUUCGGCUUUCUUUUGCACAAAUGAAAAACAUACACCGAGGGGUUGUAAAGAAGCCAAACAAUGGUGCAAGAGUUAUUAUAACUGCAAUUGCAGGAGUAGUCUUCGGAUACUUAAUUGGGGUUAAUUUUCCAUAUGUUGCUCCUACCAAGAUCACCUUACCUUCAUGCAUUCAUUCGUCGUCUGAAGAAACAAUGACCAUAGAUCAGUCAAAGGCUUUUGAGUUUAAUUCCCCUGAAUUUCUUGGCUCGGUUAAUACACGUGCAACACCUCAGAUUUAUGUUCCAACAAAUCCCCGUGGUGCGGAGCCAUUACCUCCAGGAAUUGUAGUCCCAGAAACAGACUUAUAUUUGCGCAGAUUAUGGGGCGAUCCUAGUGAGGAUUUGAAAAAGAAGCCAAAAUACUUGGUAGCUUUCACAGUUGGUUGGGGUCAGAGAGAGAUGAUUGAUGCAUCAGUAAAAAAGUUUUCUGAGGAUUUCCAAAUCUUGCUUUUUCACUACGAUGGUCGAACAACAGAAUGGGAUCGUUAUGAGUGGUCAAAGCAGGCAAUUCAUGUCAGUGUAAAGAGACAAACUAAAUGGUGGUAUGCAAAGAGGUUUAUGCAUCCAGAUGUUGUGGCGCCUUAUGAAUAUAUUUUCGUUUGGGAUGAAGAUCUUGGGGUGGAACACUUUAAUGCGGAUAGGUAUAUUUAUUUAGUAAAGAAACAUGGUUUGGCGAUUUCUCAGCCUGGCCUUGAACCCAAUAAUGGAUUAACAUGGCAAAUGACAAAGAGAAGAGGUGAUAAAGAAGUUCACAAGGAUACGGAAGAGAAACCUGGAUGGUGCAGUGAUCCCCAUUUACCUCCAUGUGCAGCCUUUGUAGAGAUUAUGGCUCCUGUGUUCUCACGGGAAGCUUGGCGGUGCAUGUGGUAUAUGAUUCAGAAUGAUUUGGUGCAUGGAUGGGGUUUGGAUUUUGCUCUUAGAAGAUGUGUAGAGCCUGCACAUGAGAAAAUUGGUGUGGUAGAUUCACAGUGGAUCGUUCAUCAAGUCAUUCCUACACUUGGGAGUCAGGUUCACAUUGUUCAUCAAGUCAUUCCUACACUUGGGAGUCAGGGUAAUGUUAUGAAUGGGAAGUAUGGAUGGCUAGCGGUAAAAGAUAGGUGCAAAACCGAGUGGCUCCUAUUCCAAGAUCGGCUUGCGAAUGCAGAGAAAGCUUACUUUAAGAAGACAGGGAGAAGGCUAAACUAA
Messenger RNA from Cynara cardunculus var. scolymus (artichoke), 1449 nucleotides. RefSeq lists its product as uncharacterized. Lineage: Eukaryota; Viridiplantae; Streptophyta; Magnoliopsida; Asterales; Asteraceae. The coding region runs from base 1 to 1449 and encodes 482 amino acids. The record is from RefSeq and is a predicted model, not a curated record. The transcript has 16 exons.